Molecule: messenger RNA, 1296 nt
Organism: Strongylocentrotus purpuratus (purple sea urchin)
Lineage: Eukaryota; Metazoa; Echinodermata; Echinoidea; Camarodonta; Strongylocentrotidae
Product: GTP-binding protein Rit1-like
Exons: 4
Coding region: 1-579 (192 amino acids)
Molecular function (GO): GTPase activity; GTP binding
Source: RefSeq, a predicted model, not a curated record
AUGAUUCCGGUUGCUCUGGUAGUACGAUACCUGACUCACCGAUACAUCGGCGACUACGAUCCUGAUCUAGAAUCAGUGUACUCCCAACCUACGAGGAUAGAUGAUCAAAGUAUAACACUUCACGUGUUGGAUACGGCUGGUGACUUCGAUUUCGAAAGCCAGACUCGGGUGGAGCAGAUGCGUAGUACAGAUGCCUUCGUGCUCGUAUUUUCGGUCACCGAUAGAUCCAGCUUCAUCUACCUCCAUAAACUAAAACGGUUCAUCUUUAAAUCCCGUCGUGACCUCGACAAGGUCCCCACCUUGAUCCUCGGAAACAAGGCCGACCUCUGCCACCUUCGCAAGAUCACAAAGCAAGAGGGCGCACAACUGGCAAAGGAUUAUGGGAGCACGUACUGCGAAAUGAGCGCGAGCGAAGGGUAUGUGCCCAUCGUCGACGCAUUCCACGAUCUCUAUCGGGAGUUCUACCGGGCGGAGAAGCGGGCCAAGGUGCGGAAGAUUACCUCCAGGUUGCAGCUGCGACAAACCAUCAAGAAUUUUACGGACAGGCAUCUAUAUCGAUCAAGAACAAAUACGUUAUAGUCGUUGAUAAACAGUUCAUGCUGAGAUGAACGAUGGAUGUAUUGAGUCAUGGAUCAAUAUGCGGCAAGUUUUUGGACAGUGUUCGAGAAGGCUAACAACAGACUUGCAAUAUUUCAAAUUUUGCGAGAACUUAAAGGAGCGACUCCUCGCAUCGAGAUCAAGAAAAAGCGGCUUGCGAUCCGCGCGUAAUGUGCUUGCAUGAGCGCGGUCUUUUAGAUUAAAUCAUGGAACUCUUAAAGUGGCUGUAGCAUGACGAGAAAAUGGGUCUUUCCCAUAUGGCCUGACUCGAGCCAAUCGGGUAUAAUACGACUACGGACGACGUGACCGCAGUAGGCCUACGUGCGUAAACACGUGCGUGCAACAUACGCGAAACCGAAGCGUGAUGAGAACUUCGGUCUGUUUUGCGAACGCUAGCGCGCGCUCACCCAGUGUAUCAAGUCCAUUCGUUUACGUGCAGUAAACCAGUAUUUGCCAAGCUACAGCCCCUUUAAUAGCUCCCUCCCAAGUGCAAUCUCCAUGGGAGGGAUAUAUCUAUUUAGGGCACCAAACAAGAUUGACCAAUCAGUAACCAUUACCAGUACCGUAGCUAUUUCUCUCAACCAGCUAUGCAUGCAUAUAGGGGCAGAGCAGUCCAUACUUAAAGGCCCGAAUUCACAAAGGAGGUUUGUCGACAAACCUCCUUUUGUUUCGCCAAACCUCCUUUAGUUCUUUACAAAC